This is a messenger RNA of Lathyrus sativus (Indian pea), 1878 nucleotides long. NCBI's taxonomy places the organism in Eukaryota, Viridiplantae, Streptophyta, Magnoliopsida, Fabales, Fabaceae. The record is from the annotation of a GenBank genome assembly.
AUGAAUUUGCCACCUGGGCAGUCUAAAUCCUCUAAUCGAUAUGGCCGUCGUAAAUCUGACAGAGAAGGUGCAGCUAAGUCAGAGAAUAAGAUACCAUCUGAAAAAUUAAAUGCCAACAGAUUGGCAAGUACAGGUGUGAUUACUGACACUAAAGACGGUAGUUAUGAAAGUCCUUCACAUGACCGACUGGUAUAUCUAACAACAUGCCUAAUUGGGCAGCAGGUGGAAGUCCAGGUGAAAAAUGGGUCUAUAUACUCUGGAAUAUUUCAUGCAACAAAUACAGACAAAGAUUUUGGAAUCAUUUUGAAAAUGGCUCGCCUGACAAAGGAUGCUUCUUCCCAAAGGCAGAAGCCUGCUGCAGAAUUUAUCGGCAAGGCUCCUUCAAAGAUUUUAAUUAUACCUGCCAAAGAACUUGUGCAAAUUAUAGCACAGGGUGUUGCUGUUACUAGAGAUGGCCUACCUAGUGAACCACACCAUGAUAGAUAUCAGGAAAUCAUGGUUGAUUCAUUGAUAUCUCAAUCUCAUCAUGCUGAGCUGGGAAGAGAACUAAAACCCUGGGUACCUGAUGGAGAUGAUCUACAAUGCCCUGAACUGGAAAAUAUCUUUGAUGGCCAGUGGAACAGGGGAUGGGAUCAGUUUGAAACAAAUAAGGCAUUGUUCGGGAUAAAAAGCACAUUCAAUGAGGAACUGUAUACAACAAAGCUUGAAAAAGGGCCACAGACAAGAGAACUAGAAGUGCAGGCUUUAAGAAUAGCAAGGGAAAUCGAGGGUGAGGAAACUCGAGAUCUUCAUCUUGCUGAGGAAAGAGGUCUUCACUUUGAUGAAGACUUUGAUAUUGACGAAGAAACAAGAUUCUCUUCGGUCUAUAGGGGUAAACAUGAUGAUACAUAUGAGGAAAAUGAAGACAUACUGAUGGAUUCACACAAUUCUGAGACUUUUUGUGGUAUAUUCUGUUUGGUCAAUGAGAGGUCUGGUGAAGUAAAUCGUGGGGAAGGCAAUGAUGGAGCUCAUACAUUGGCUACUUCCUCUCCCAUGGAUCACCCACAGUCAUCUCAGUCAAGUGCUGGUGUAGAUUUAAGUAGCACUUGUGCUUAUUAUCAUGCUAAGCAGUUUGAGUCUGCAAUCCCUUCCAAAAGCUACUCAUCUUCGGAUGGGGAAAGCAGGUUUCAGCAGAACUCAAUUCAAAAUCUAUGUGGAACCGGUGCUAACACCAAGGAAGAAAAUCUUAUACAAUGUGAGGAUGUUCAACUGUCUGAAUACGAGGAUUCACAGUCAUCACUCUACUUAAAGAAGGAUUUAUCUCCUUAUGCCAGCUACUAUGCCCCAUUAUCUCAUAUAUUAACAAAAUCUCACGAGAAGAUGGGAUCCCCCGGGGGUUUAGCAUAUAACAAAGCUAAUGGGGGAACAGAGUAUAUAAAUUCACACGGGGUUGGUGCGUCAUCUGGGUCAGAUUCUGUGAGAGGUGUGGCAGCAUCUUCUGGUCCUGGUUUAUCUCCAAGUUCGUCUGUUGGUUCACUGUCUUCUGAAAAAUUGUCUUUGAAUCCCAAUGCAAAGGAAUUCAAGCCCAACCCUAAUGCAAAGAGUUUUAUUCCAUCACCUGCUCGUCCUUCCACUCCAGUGUCUGAUGGUUCCUUCUAUUUUCAACCUAAUGUAACUAGUGUACCAAAUAUGCCAGGCCUGCCCGUGAGUAUUGGGGCUGGACCCACUUUUACCGGACAACAACCUAUCAUAUAUAAUCCACAAGUAUCCCAAAUGCCAACUCAAGCAUAUUUUCAUCCAAAUGCACCACUGUACGGACAGCUUCUUGGUCAUCCUACACAAGCUUUAUACAUGCCGAGUUACUUACCUGAAAUGCCAUACAAUGGACGUGAUUACUGA